Molecule: messenger RNA, 1679 nt
Organism: Triplophysa rosa
Lineage: Eukaryota; Metazoa; Chordata; Actinopteri; Cypriniformes; Nemacheilidae
Gene: pdlim3b
Product: PDZ and LIM domain 3b
Exons: 8
Coding region: 180-1205 (341 amino acids)
Biological process (GO): muscle structure development; actin cytoskeleton organization; heart development
Cellular component (GO): Z disc; stress fiber; filamentous actin
Molecular function (GO): muscle alpha-actinin binding; actin binding
Source: RefSeq, a predicted model, not a curated record
CUCUCCUAACCCCACACUCACGCUUAAAAGGGAUUCAGAGACAGACGCUUGCUUCCAAUCGUGGCUGAGCGAGUGAUUCGUCUGGGGUAGAGCUGAUUGUUCUGUACUUUACUAGCAGACAAAUAAAAGACAGCACUGAAGAACCGAGUUUAAAGAAAGCAUCUUAAGAAAAGAUAAAGAUGCCACAGAACGUGGUGCUGGACGGUCCAGCCCCUUGGGGAUUUCGGCUUUCUGGAGGCAAGGACUUCAACCAGCCGCUGACUAUAACUCGGGUGACACCCGGCAGUAAGGCAUCACUGGUCAAUCUGUGCCCGGGUGACAUCAUUUUGGCCAUCCAGGGAGCGUCGACAGAGAGUAUGACUCAUGCCGAAGCUCAGAAUAAGAUUAAAGACUCCACCAAUCAGCUUCUCCUCAAGCUGGAGAGGCCAGAAACUAAACUCUGGUCACCUCAAGUUAUAGAAGAGGGGAAAGCGCACCCAUUCAAAAUCAAUCUGGAGGCAGAAAAGCAAGACAUCGAUUACUUCGAACACAAGUUUAAUGUCCGACCAAAGCCCUUCAAAUCUGCAAGCCAAAGCAGUACAUCGCAGAGGUUGAUGGGAAAUGUAUCUCAGGUGCCAUCAGCUGUGUGUAAUGCAGUUGCUGACCCCAGCAAGAAUGAGACCCUCGUUCUUUCUGCUCAGUACAACUCCCCCAUUGCAUUAUACUCAACAGACAAUGUGUCAAAUACAGUCCAGCAGGCUCAGAUGUCCGCUGUAGUCAGGCAGGGAUCACCCAGCCCUAAAACCCUGCAAUCCAUUGAGGAGUCUCACGUGUACCGUAUGCUCCAGGAGGACCAAGAGCAACCACAUGAGCCACGUCAGUCAGGCUCUUUUAAGGCUCUCCAGGAUUAUGUGGAGAGUGAUGGCACAAAGCCUAUGGUGACUAGAAGUGUAAAGGCCCCAGUAACAAAGCCCCAAGCAGCCACAUCCUCACUACAGAAGCUGCCUCUCUGUGAUAAAUGUGGUACCGGCAUUGUCGGAGCGGUUGUGAAAGCCCGGGACAAGUACCGCCAUCCGGCCUGUUUCGUGUGCUCAGACUGCGGUUUGAACUUGAAGCAGAAGGGCUACUUCUUUGUGGAGGGACAGAUGUACUGUGAAACCCACGCUCGGAUGAGAAUGUGCCCACCCGAGGGACACGACCUAGUUACAGUGUAUCCCACUGCUUAGACUCCCAUAACUCAUGUUAUUUACAGCUAAUAUUAGAAUAUUUUUAUUAUGCUUUAUGCUUCUUUUUCAUUUUCCAUUAAUCGCAUAUUUGAGUAAAUGACACGGCUCAUAUCCAAACUUCAGAGGGGAUGUUAGUUUAUCAGGGGGAUGCAAGAUACUGAUUCUCAAAGCUUUAAUCCAUUUCUAGUUGAAAAAAAUAUAUGAAACAUAUCAGGCACCGGCACUGAAGAAAACAACACAGCCUAAUCCCUUUAGGUUUAAAUGAUUCUCUAAAUAAGCACGAAGAGGCAUAUUGCUCUCAACACAGGUUCAUCUAUGAAGGUGGGUCAGAAAAAAGAUUCUGAGCAAAGAACCGUUUCAAGAGAAUACUGAAUGCUGAGUUUUUAACCGAAUACCAAUGUUUAAAAAAAAUCUAUUGUUUAAAAUGUUGUGUGUGUGUGUGCUCUUAAUUAAAUUAUUUGUGUAUCAAUGGCA